Daucus carota subsp. sativus is the source of this 2451-nucleotide messenger RNA. RefSeq lists its product as uncharacterized. The transcript has a single exon. The record is from RefSeq and is a predicted model, not a curated record. Bases 1 to 2451 code for a protein of 816 amino acids. Lineage: Eukaryota; Viridiplantae; Streptophyta; Magnoliopsida; Apiales; Apiaceae.
AUGGAUAGAUCAUGGUUGAGAGCUGAUAGAAGAACCAGAGAGUAUCAAUUAGGUGUAGAAGAAUUGUUGAUGUUUGCUUUUGAGCAUGGGUGUAAUGCAGAAAAACUAAGUUGUCCAUGUUUAAAAUGCGCACACACUAAAUCAUGGAAAGCUCAGACUGUUAGAAACCAUCUUUUCCAACAUGGUAUUGAUGAAACUUACACGCGUUGGAUAUGGCAUGGAGAGACAAAUUUAGCUAGGACUCCUUCUUUAGAUGAGACAGACAGUACUGGAUCUGAUGGCCACGUCUACAGAGCAAUGGAUGGUGGUGAUGAAGAUUAUUACAGUUCUUCGGAUUCAUCAGAUUUUAUUAACCAUGUUCAAAGUGAACAAGAACCUCUUUAUCCCGGAUGUGAGAGUCACACUAGGUUAAGAGCGUUAGUUAAACUGUACAACUUGAAAGCAAAGCAUGAUAUGUCUGAUUCAUGCUUCUCUAAAGUUUUAAUUUUGCUUGGUUCUAUGCUUCCAGAAGGUAACACUAUCCCAUCCUCCUUUAAUGAAGCCAAAAAAACCUUAUGUCUGCUAGGAAUGGGGUAUGAAAAGAUUCACGUAUGUCCAAAUGAUUGUCUUCUAUACCGUGGCGAGAGAGAUGAGGAUGAAAUUGUUUGCCGCAUAUGUAAGGCCUCAAGGUGGAAAUUAAACAAGAAAGGAGAGGAACUUGAAGGGGUCCCUGCUAAGGUUUUAUGGUAUUUUCCGUUGAUACCAAGAUUGAGAAACUUAUUCAAUACAGAUCACAUUGCAAAGAACAUGACAUGGCAUGAUACCGAGCGAAAAAAAGAUGGUAAAUUGAGACAUCCAGCAGACUCAAAAACAUGGAAAGAUGUUGACCAAAAGUGGCCUGAAUUCGCAUCAGAGACUAGGAACCUUCGACUAGCUUUAUCAUCUGAUGGAUUCAAUCCUUUCCACGGAAAUCGUACUGAUCACUCAACCUGGCCUGUAUUAUUAUCGAUUUACAAUCUUCCACCCUGGCUUUGUAUGAAGAAAAGAUAUAUAAUGCUUUGCUUGUUGAUAUCUGGCCCGACUGAGUCAGGAAAUGAUAUUGAUGUGUACCUCCAACCGCUUUUAGAAGAUUUACAGGAGUUAUGGAAUGGGAAGCAAGUGUACGAUGCAUAUAAGAAAGAGUUUUUUAUGCUUAGGGGAAUUUUAUUAUGGACAAUAAGUGAUUAUCCGGCUUUAGGUUGUUUGUCCGGCAAUGUCACUAAAGGGUAUAAUGCUUGUACAAUUUGUGUUGAUCAAACAAAUGCUACAAGGCUGGUUAAUUACCGCAAGACAGUGGUUAUGAGGCAUCGGAGGUGGUUACCAAGGCAGCAUCCAUAUAGAAGGCAAAAAUCAGCUUUUGAUAACACUGUGGAGAAGGGCGUUGCUCCAAUUCCUUUGACUGGAGAGCAAGUUUUUGAAAGAGUACAACAUCUAAGGAGCCAUGUCUUUGGUAAGAAACAACGCCAACCUCGAUGGAAGAAGGGUGAACCUCGACCCAUAUGGAAGAAGGUUUCUAUAUUCUUCCAACUUGAGUAUUGGAAGUUUUUGCCAGUUAGGCAUUGCCUCGAUGUAAUGCACAUCGAGAAAAAUAUCUGUGAAGCUUUAGUUGGUACUCUACUCAAUAUUCCAGGAAAGACUAAAGAUAGAGAGUCUGUCCGUCUUGACAUGGCUGAGAUGGGAAUAAGAACGGAGCUGAGGCCAAAAACUCCUGGAAAGAAAGAGAAGGUACCCUUAGCAUCCUGGAACUUAUUAAAUGCAGAAAAGAAAAUUGUUUGCUCAUCCUUUCUUAAGAUGAAGUUGCCAGAUGGAUUUUGUUCAAACAUCAAGAAUCUCGUAAACAUGGAAAAACUUCGGCUUGUUGGUAUGAAAUCUCAUGACUGCCAUACAAUAUUGCAUCACUUACUACCAAUUGUAAUUCGAUCAAGCCUUCAAAAACAGGUCAGGUGCACAAUUAUUAGGUUCUGCCUAUUUUUCAAGGCAAUUUGCAGCAAAGUCAUCGAGAUAGAUAAAUUAGAAAAAAUGCAGUCUCAGUUGAUCGAAACCUUAUGCCAGCUAGAGAAACACUUUCCCCCGUCAUUUUUUGAUGUGAUGAUACAUCUCUCAAUUCAUCUUGUGAGAGAGGUUGAGCUUUGCGGGCCAAUCUUUCUUCGUUGGAUGUAUCCUUUCGAGAGGUAUAUGAAGACCUUCAAGGGGUAUGUACGGAACCCAGCUCGUCCAGAAGGUUGUAUUGCCGAGAGGUAUUGUGCAGAAGAGGCUGUCCAAUGUUUGGUUGACUUGGAAGAUACUACAGGAUUGCAUCAAGAUACUAAACAUAAUGAAGAUAUAAUUUGCAGACCCUUAUCAGGUGCAACAAUAAUAAAGCCCAACAGUAAGGAAUUGCACCUAGCUCAUUUGUGUGUUCUUCAAAAUAUCAAUGACGUUAGGCCAUAUUAG